GCCUCCGUACCCACUGAAGCAGCUGUACCUUUCCCCCUCCACAGAGUUGAAUCACAUCACGCGCGCGGCGCUUUCCACCGCGCAGCUGGGAGCGUGCUCCAGGUUGCCAUGGCGACACAGCCGCCUGCAUAAAAGUCAUCCUCCGUGCACACAUCUCGUUAUGAGAGUCCGGAUUUUACCCGCAACAGCAACAUCAGCUGCGUCCAAUGCCUCUGAACUCCUCUGAUGACAACCGGACCAUCUCUGUCUUCACCUCCAAACUGACCCCCGCUGCUGACAUAUGUGUGGGACUGGCCAUCCUCUCCGUCGUUCUCCUCUCUGUUCUGGGCAAUGGGCUGGUUCUGGUGAUCUGCUACCGCAGGAGGAAGAAGAUGGUGGGCUCGGAGCUCCUCUGCGUCAACCUGGCCGUGGUCGACUUCCUCUGCUGCAUCUGCUUCUACCCGCUCUCCAUCCUGUCCUCCUUCCGCCACAUGUGGCUGGGAGAAGACAUCACGUGUGUGUACUACGGCCUCGGCUGCUACAUCUUCGGCCUGUGCGGCAUGUUCACCAUCGCCGCCAUCAGCAUCAUCCGCUACCUGAAGACCUGCUACAGCCUGGUGUACGCUGUGUGGCUGGAAGGAACUAACCUCCGCUUGGUGUGCUGUGCCAUCUGGUUUGUGGCUACCGUGUGGUCCAGCUUCCCUCUGUUCGGCUGGGGCGAGUAUGUCCCUGAGCCUUAUGGACUGUCCUGCACCAUCGCCUGGAGGGGUUACCAUACCUCGGUCAAGGACGCCUUCUACGUCAUCUGCUCCUUCGCCUGCUUCACGAUGGUUCCCGUCCUCCUCAUCGUGGUGUCCCAGUGUCAGAUCCUCUACAAGCUGUCCCGCUUCUCUUACUCGCUGUCUGCGAGAGGCAUCCGCAACAAUCUGAGAUCCACCGAAAAACGACUGUCAAUGAUGUUUUUCUGCAUCAGCCUGGGUUUUGUGAUUGCCUGGGCACCAUACACUGUCGUGUCCUUCCUCUUCAUAUUCCACAAGGAGAACCACUACAUGGCUCCUGAGGGCUUCGUGUUCCCCGCCCUCUUCGCCAAAAGCUCCCACGUCUACAACCCGUUCAUCUACUUCUACUUUAACAAGACUUUCCAGCAGGAGCUCCGCUGCCUGCUCCUCUCUUUCUGGCCCAAACUGGGCGGAAACCGUGUGGGCGUCCACAUCGCCACGGGCCACCAACACCCCAUCCACAUUCAGCUCCAGGAAAGACGCUGCGUGCAAAAGAAAACCUUUGAUUUGUCUAAGGACAGAACUCACAGCAAGAGCAAGAGCAAGAGCAAAGUAACGCAGCCCAACAGCAACCGUGUCCUGAGCAGGCCGGUGUACACCUGCUGGGGGUCAACGUCGAAGGAGGCCCCCAGCAACUUGGACAGUAAACGCACCAAACGCUCCCUGCCUGUCUCCAUAUGAACUCUUACCAUCACUGUUAACAUGAGGGUCUAUGA
Epinephelus fuscoguttatus (brown-marbled grouper) is the source of this 1474-nucleotide messenger RNA. It is a transcript of the gene opn8c, whose product is annotated as opsin 8, group member c. The record is from RefSeq and is a predicted model, not a curated record. Gene Ontology annotation, biological process: G protein-coupled receptor signaling pathway. Gene Ontology annotation, cellular component: membrane. Gene Ontology annotation, molecular function: G protein-coupled receptor activity. The transcript is spliced from 4 exons. The coding region runs from base 207 to 1439 and encodes 410 amino acids. Lineage: Eukaryota; Metazoa; Chordata; Actinopteri; Perciformes; Serranidae.